AUGGCUAUGGAGGUUGCAAAAACGCAAAAAGACGUCGUGAAACGGUCAAAAGAGGAUGUUGUAGCAGACCGCGAAGCCAGGAAACAGCUCGCCGAAGCGCAAAAGACAUAUGGACGGGGCAAACAAGUCGCAGUGAAGUCUGUCAGAGACAAGAAACUGCGGAGUAACCUGAAGAAUCUCGAGGCCAAAUACAAGAAUGCGAUUCUCCAAGCCAAGGACUCAGAGUUGCUGCUGGAGAACGAGGCAGGAUACAUUGAAGCUGAGGGGGAGCUUGAACGGACAUACAAAGUACGGCAGGGCGAUAUAAAAGAGAAUGUCGGCAUUGAAGUUGCGAAGAACGGAUUCGAGUUGAAGCUAGAAGACCUGGGCCCGUAUAAGGCGGAUUACACACGCAAUGGGCGGAUGCUUCUGUUGGCUGGGAGAAAGGGUCACGUCGCUACGAUGGACUGGAGAGAAGGCAAGCUAGGAUGCGAGUUACAGCUUGGAGAAACUGUGAGGGAUGCGAGGUGGCUACAUAACGACCAGUUCUUUGCGGUUGCGCAAAAGAAAUACGUUUAUAUAUACGAUCAUGCUGGCGUUGAGAUACAUUGUCUGAACAAGCAUGUUGAGCCAACACAUCUUGAAUUCCUACCAUAUCACUUCCUACUCGCUAGUACGGGGAUAAGCGGAUUUUUGAAAUACACAGACACCUCGACCGGUCAAUUGGUUGCUGAGAUACCAACUCGAAAGGGAAAUCCGACCUCCCUAUGCCAGAACCCUCAUAAUGCCAUCCUACAUGUUGGACAUCAGAAUGGUACCGUUAGUCUGUGGUCUCCAAACUCGCAGACCGCAUUGGUCAAAGCCCUAGUUCACCGUGGUCCGGUCCGGUCACUCGCCGUGGAUAGACAGGGUCGAUACAUGGUAUCAACGGGACAAGACCAGAAAAUGGCUGUAUGGGAUAUCCGCAUGUUUAAAGAGGUACAUUCAUAUUCUGUACAUCAGCCUGGAUCGACGGUGGCUAUAAGUGAUCGGGGUCUAACAGGCAUUGGCUGGGGCACACAAGUGAGUGUAUGGAAGGGCCUAUUCCAAGCUGCUCGGGAAGAUCAGGAGAAGGUCAAGAUUCCAUAUAUGGCAUGGGGAGGCGAGGGACAGCGUGUCGAAGGCAUUCGAUGGUGUCCAUAUGAGGAUGUGCUCGGUAUAGCGCAUGAUAAAGGUUUCUCAAGCAUGAUCGUACCCGGUGCCGGCGAACCUAACUUCGACGCAAUGGAAGCCAAUCCUUAUGAAAACACUAAGCAGCGACAAGAAGCCGAGGUCAAGGCUUUGUUAACCAAGUUACAGCCCGAGAUGAUCUCGCUCAAUCCUGAUUUUGUGGGCAAUCUUGACUUGACUAGUGAAAAGGCUCGACAGGAAGCCAGAGACCUAGAUAAGAAGAAGGAAGAUAUUGCUGAUAAGCUAAAGAAUCGUGGCCGAGGACGAAACAGUGCAUUGAGGAAGUAUCUUCGGAAACGAGGAGGGAAGAAUAUCAUUGAUGAGAACAGGCUUAAGGUCGAGGCUAUGAGAAAGGAACAGAACGAGAGAUUAAAGGAGAAGCGCCGCAGGGAGAGAGAGGCACUGGGGCCGGCACUGGAGAGGUUCGUGAAGAAGUAG
Nannizzia gypsea CBS 118893 is the source of this 1626-nucleotide messenger RNA. RefSeq names its product U3 small nucleolar RNA-associated protein 7. The coding region runs from base 1 to 1626 and encodes 541 amino acids. The record is from RefSeq and is a predicted model, not a curated record. The transcript has 2 exons. Gene Ontology annotation, molecular function: protein binding. Gene Ontology annotation, biological process: maturation of SSU-rRNA from tricistronic rRNA transcript (SSU-rRNA, 5.8S rRNA, LSU-rRNA). Gene Ontology annotation, cellular component: 90S preribosome; small-subunit processome; nucleolus. NCBI's taxonomy places the organism in Eukaryota, Fungi, Ascomycota, Eurotiomycetes, Onygenales, Arthrodermataceae.